Molecule: messenger RNA, 1155 nt
Organism: Linnemannia hyalina
Lineage: Eukaryota; Fungi; Mortierellomycota; Mortierellomycetes; Mortierellales; Mortierellaceae
Source: the annotation of a GenBank genome assembly
AUGUCUUUUAUUUCCGCCCUCUCCAACAACCCGCCACAGUUUCACCAUAACUCACGACAACAACAACACUCAACCACCACAGAUGAUUCAGACCUCCAGUUGCGCGUCGCCCAACACGACAAGGCUUUCUCUGCGUCUGUGUUCAACUACUACGAGGAGCUGUUGGGUGACAGUAACUUUACCAUCCACGCCCGCGGUCUUGAGGCAACUAUAUUUUCAUUAGAAGACGUCGGUCGCUUCUGUGUCGGUAUGUCCUCCAACCCCGUACGAGUCCAAAUCUUCAACGACCGGACUAGCUGCGACGACAAUCGCUGGACAACACUCUACGUCUUCACUGCCCACAAGAAGAAAGACGAACACUACGCCCGACGCCCUAUCUGUGUCGGCCACAACGAUAGCCCCGACCGAAGUAUGCUGUUCGCUGACCGAACCGCGUGUACUGCCAAUGGAUGGAGCAACAAAUUUUCGUUUUACGAGUCUGGUUGUGCCCAGGGCGGGGCUAGAGACGACGGGUGUAACUAUGAGUUGACGGUGAUGUGGGAGGCGUUUGAGCCUCACCGUAUGAUGCUCUACCCCCACUAUGACGGUCACCAGCAUGGUUGGCAAGAGGCCUACAGCCUGACUCAUAAGUCUCGGUGGAGACCUGCUACCGUCUCCGAAGUCAAGCUACUCAAGCCCCACCUGCCAACCCACAGCACCCUCCACAAACGUACCGAUAUCCACCCACCCUACGACCUUGCCACGCUUCGCUGUGCCCAAGCUCUCAUCCGGUUAUGGAGCUAUAACCGAGUCUCUAACUCCACUCCAAGAACCAUCCGCGGCGAUAUCGACCCUCAAUUCAGCAUCGACGCAAGGCGGAACGGUUUCACCCCGUUCGCAGACGCGGCGUUCUUGAGAAUCCACUACAAUAAGUAUGGUGGCGCCACAGCAGUCGAUGUCAUGGUCGGCGGCUAUGCUCGCGCAAGCGCCACUCUCCCGUACGAAACCAACCUCUCAGUUUCGGGAGUCCGUCUGGCUCUGCAAGAGAGUCUUCGAUCGGGGCGUCCUGUACCGGUGGUUCCACACGAUGAUCACGAAGCUGGUGAUGUGCUGAUCAGUAUGAUCGACGACUCUAUUGUAGUUUUUGGUGGUACCGCAGUUUUCAGCGUGGUUUAG